This is a messenger RNA of Macadamia integrifolia, 2058 nucleotides long. RefSeq lists its product as uncharacterized. The record is from RefSeq and is a predicted model, not a curated record. Gene Ontology annotation, molecular function: catalytic activity. The coding region runs from base 1 to 2058 and encodes 685 amino acids. The transcript has 4 exons. NCBI's taxonomy places the organism in Eukaryota, Viridiplantae, Streptophyta, Magnoliopsida, Proteales, Proteaceae.
AUGAAGAUCAUGUUUUGGAAUAUUAGAGGCAUGAAGAAGAAGGCUACAAGAUUGGCCUUAGGAAAUUUGGUGAGGGUGCAUUCGCCGAAGAUAGUCUGUUUAGCUGAACCGAUGAUAGAGGUCCAAAACUUCCCAAAGAUAUUUUUUAAUAAGCUAGGCUUUGAUGCAGAUCUCAUUCAUAAUGAGAAAUCGGACAAGGUGCCAAACCUUUGGGUUGUUUGGAGAAGGGGCAUGACAAAGCCACAUGGAAUAGCAUUCUCAGACCAGCACAUUUCGAUGAGUGCUUGGCGGCAGAAUACUCACUUUGUUUUUUCUUUUGUUCAUGCCAACUGCUUCAGGGCUUCUAGAAGAGAGUUGUGGACUAAUUUAGCCGCUUCGAAUCCUAGUCAGGGUACGCCCUGGUUGGUGGCUGGUGAUUUUAAUGCAAAUUUUUUGGCACACGAGAAAAGAGGUCCUAGUACCUUCAAUAUGGGCUCUGCCGCUGAGUUUGGAGCAAUGAUUGAUGGGUGCUCUCUUAUUCAAAUCCCGUCGCAGGGACGCAAGUUUACCUGGACAAAUAAUAGAAGAAAAGGAAACGUUAUGGCGAAGCUGGAUAGAAGUCUAUGCACAGAUGAUUGGUUCUCUCAGUUUCAAGAUUGUCAUCAAAAGGUGAUCUCUAUGGGAGCGUCUGAUCACUUGGCACUGAUGGUAGUGUCUGAGGCUUCACUAAAGCCUUUAAACUAUCCAUUUUGGUUCCAACGAUCUUGGGCUGACCAUGAAAAUUUUAAAAAAAUUGUGAAAGAUUCAUGGGAUGAUUGGAUUAGUGGAUCGGCCCUCUAUGUGUUUAGUCAGAAAAUUAAAAGACUAAAAGUUGCGAUGAAGGAGUGGGCUAGAGAAACUUUUCCCAACGUGAACCUUGAAAAGGAGGAGGCGCUAAAGGGCCUUGAGGAUAUCCAACAGGAAAUAGAGGAGAAUGGGAUGAAUGAUCAGGCCUUUGCUCGCGAGGUUGAUGCGAAAACCAGAUACCUCAAGGCGCUGGAGGUAUACGAAAAAUUUUGGGCUGAAAAAGCCCGGAUUAAAUGGAGAUUACAGGGCAACAGAAGUUCAAAAUUUUUCCAUGUGGCUGUGAAGGUCAGAAGACUGAAAAAUACUAUAAGGAGCUUGAAAGCUGGAGACCGGCUGCUCAUUACUGAGAAGGUGCAACUGGAGGAGUUCGUGAAGAUUUAUUAUCAGAAUUUUCUCAAGAGAUCCCCUACUGUUGAGAACAUGGAUAUGUUGGAUUGUAUCCCUUCUGUGUUAGUAGACAUAGAUAGAUGGAGAAUGGACUCGUUGCCAUCCAAUGAGGAGAUCAAAAGGGCGAUUUGGGAUCUUGAUCCUGAGAGCUCGCCGAGCCCGGACAGAUUUCCAGCCAUAAGACUGUCAGUUGUGAUGCCUAGACUAAUUUCGGAGGAACAGGGGGCGUUCCAGAAGGGCAAAAUAAUUCACUCCAAUAUAACUUUGGCUUCAGAGUUAGCUGAUAUGAUGUUCUCAGCGACCAGAGGGGGUUCCAUGGGGGUGAAGAUCGACAUUCAGAAGGCCUAUGAUACUGUUGCAUUGGACUUCAUCUUCCAGGUGUUGAGAAAGUUUGGGUUCUCAGAGAAUUGGAUUUCUCAAGUGUUCCAGUUGCUGGUCUCUGCGAAGAUUUCCAUUCUUCUUAAUGGGGGCCCAAUAGAGUACUUCAACGUGGAGAGGGGUCUGAGACAAGGGGACCCUAUCUCCCCUAUGCUAUUUAUAUUGGAUGAAGAGGUCCUAUGUAGGGGUUUAAACAAGUUGGUGGAAGAGAAGAAAUUAAAGCCAAUCCAGGGUCCUCGAGGAGUGAUCACUCCAGCUCAUAGCAUUUUUGCUGACGACAUCUUCAUUUUUUCCAAUGCGUCAAUCAGAUUAAAAUCUCAACUUAUAUCUGCGAGGAUCGGGAAAUAUGGUGUUCUUUAUGUGCUUGCUUUAACGUCACUUGGUGACCUCAAGGCUCUUUGUUGGAGCUCGCUCAGUGGUGGAAAAGAAAGACCAAAACUGCAAGCUGUAAGGAGGCUUGGUGCAUGA